Messenger RNA from Trematosphaeria pertusa, 1176 nucleotides. RefSeq lists its product as uncharacterized. Gene Ontology annotation, molecular function: protein serine/threonine kinase activity; ATP binding. Lineage: Eukaryota; Fungi; Ascomycota; Dothideomycetes; Pleosporales; Trematosphaeriaceae. Gene Ontology annotation, biological process: protein phosphorylation; mitotic DNA damage checkpoint signaling. The coding region runs from base 227 to 1126 and encodes 299 amino acids. The transcript has a single exon. Gene Ontology annotation, cellular component: cytoplasm; nucleus. The record is from RefSeq and is a predicted model, not a curated record.
CACGAAACAGGGCGUGGCUUGUGAAACCACGCAGUAUAUAAAGCAUGGGCAGCUCCCCGGUUUUCAGUCCUCCAGAACCCGUUCCAGGCGUCUCAUUUCUCGUCCGCAACCACUUGCGCUGAAGGAAUUAGGCACCAUUUACUCCUCUCUCUUGUGGUCCCCUCCCUCUUGCGUUUGCCUGCGCCCACAAAGUGACGUAGAGCUACCCAGCCAUUCCUCGUCUGCAAUGGCUGCACUUGGCGUACCCUCUCCUCGCGAAACUCUACCCUCUUCCUCCUCGGUGGGAGGUCUGCAGGUGACAAUCCAGCCAACGACUGGUAGCCUCUCGACAGCAGAUCCCCCAAGCCCACCAAAGGUUGUGUCGACCAAGGGCCUCGGUUUCUCAGAGGACCUAGACCCGGACACCCGCAAGGCCCGAUUCACGACCUUCUACAUCGUCGACGAUGAUGAUUUCGCCUUUUUCGGCACCGUCUUCAAGCCCAAAAAGGACAUCACCGUACAGGACAUCAACUCUGCCCUAGCGUAUAUCCCAGGCGAGCGGAUCUAUCCUCCGAUGCCUGCAGACACUACCGUAACCGUUGCUCCGGAACGCAUCGGGGAACAGAUGGACGAAUUCUACACCAAAGGCCCUAGCUUAAUAAUUUACGAUGAGGUUCAAGACUCAUACCCUGAAUACCUCUCAGAUCUUCUCUACCGCGAAGUUCGCAUUAUGGAGGUCAUCGCCAAACACCCCCACCCCAAUAUUAUUGGAUAUCACGGUGUGCGUGUGCGGCGUGGGCGAAUCACUGGCAUGGUUCUGAACAGGCACAAGGACACCCUUCUGAACCAUCUCCGCGGAGGACGAGCAAUCAACAAGGGUGCUUUUAUGCAAGCCCUUGCGUCAGCAGUUGCCUAUCUGCACUCGAUCUGUCUCGCUCACAACGACAUCAAUCCGGAGAAUGUUAUGGUGGAUGAGCAAGAUAUGCCAAUUCUCAUUGACUUUGGUUCUUGCCAGCCCCCUGGGAAGCGUCUACUCACGGCUGGCACUCUAGGAUGGGUGUGGGACAAUUUUCUCUAUUCUGACCAGAAAAACGAUCUGUUCGCACUGGGCAAAAUUGCGGUGUGGUUGGAGAAUCCCACGGUUUAGGGGACGCAGUUCGCGGGGCAGUGAAUAUCAUUCUAAACACAAAUUGCUAC